Globicephala melas (long-finned pilot whale) is the source of this 6626-nucleotide messenger RNA. It is a transcript of the gene GNL3, whose product is annotated as G protein nucleolar 3. Gene Ontology annotation, molecular function: GTP binding. The record is from RefSeq and is a predicted model, not a curated record. Gene Ontology annotation, cellular component: nucleolus. Lineage: Eukaryota; Metazoa; Chordata; Mammalia; Artiodactyla; Delphinidae.
CAGCGUGAGUGCGUGACGCUCGCCCGUGGUCUCUGUUCGCACGUGGCGCCUGCGGAGGCGCUUGUGGCUGUGAGCGCUGGUGCAACAGCGGGCGCAGCCCUUCCGACUUACAGUAUGAAGCGGCCGAAGUUAAAGAAAGCAAGUAAACGCAUGACCUGCCAUAAGCGGUAUAAAAUCCAAAAAAAGGUUCGAGAACACCAUAGAAAAUUGAGGAAAGAGGCUAAAAAACGGGGUCGAAAGAAGCCUAGGAAAGACCCGGGAGUUCCAAACAGUGCUCCUUUUAAGGAGGCUCUUCUUCGGGAAGCUGAGCUAAGGAAACAGCGGCUUGAAGAACUGAAACAGCAGCAGAAACUUGACAGGCAGAAGGAACAGGACAAGAAAAGAAGACUUGGAACUGACCCUGCUGUUGAGCUAUGUAACAUGGAACCUGUGAAAGAGGAAUUUGGGCAAUGCAAAGCUAAGAAAGCCAAGUCAAGCAAACAGAAUCCGAAGAGGCUGUAUUGUCAGGAACUUAAAAAGGUGAUUGAAGCCUCAGAUGUUGUGCUGGAGGUGUUGGAUGCCAGAGAUCCUCUUGGUUGCCGGUGUCCCCAGGUAGAAGCAGCCAUUGUCAAGGGUGGACAGAAAAAGCUGGUACUUGUAUUAAAUAAAUCAGAUUUGGUACCAAAGGAGAAUUUGGAGAACUGGCUAAGUUAUUUGACAAAGGAAUUGCCAACAGUGGUGUUCAAAGCCUCAACAAAUCUGAAGGACAAAGGGAAGAGAAUCAAGGUAAAGAAGAAAUCUGCUCCAUUCAAAAGUGAAGUCUGUGUUGGAAAAGAAGGCCUUUGGAAGCUUCUUGAAGGUUUUCAGGAGACUUAUGGCAAAGCCAUUCACGUUGGGGUAAUUGGUUUCCCAAAUGUGGGGAAAAGCAGCAUCAUCAAUAGCUUAAAACAAGAACGGAUAUGCAAUGUUGGUGUAUCCAUGGGACUUACAAGGUACAUGCAGGUUGUCCCCUUGGACAAACAAAUCACAAUCAUAGAUAGUCCAAGUUUCAUUGUGUCUCCACUUAACUCUGCUAUUGCACUCGCUCUGAGAAGUCCAGCAAGUAUUGAGGUAGUAAAACCAAUGGAGGCUGCUAGCGCCAUUCUGUCCCAUGCUGAUGCUCGACAGGUAGUACUGAAAUUUACUGUCCCAGACUUUAAGAAUUCUCUGGAAUUUUUUACUUCACUUGCUCAGAGAAGAGGACUGCACCAAAAAGGUGGAAGCCCAAAUGUAGAAGGUGCUGCCAAACUGCUGUGGUCUGAGUGGACAGGUGCCUCCUUAGGUUACUUUUGCCAUCCCCCUACAUCCUGGACUCCUCCACAUUUUAAUGAGAGCAUUGUGACAGACAUGAAAUGGGGCUUUAAUCUGGAAGAACUGGAAAAGAACAAUGCACACAGCAUACAAGCCAUCAGGGGCCCUCGUUUAGCCAGUAGCAUCCUUUUCCAGUCAUCGGGUCUGACAAAUGGAGUGAUAGAGGAAAAGGACAUACCUGAAGAAUUGCCGAAACAGAAAGAAUGGAAGCAGGAGGAGGGGGGGGACUAUGAAGAUGUCAACACUGACCAGGAAUGUGUUGACGAAGAAGGUGAUGAAAAGAGGUCAGACAUGUCCCCUGAAGAAGAGGCCUGCGAGGCACUGCCUGAGGACUGUCAAUCAGAUAAGCAGUCUGCACCAUCUUUCAUCUUGGAUAAAAUGACUGAAGAGGAAGAUGAUGCUUAUGAUUUCAGUACAGAUUAUGUAUAAUAGAACUUUGUCCUUAUAUAAUGGUGUUUUGUUGUUGGUUUUUAACAUUGUGAGCAGACUGCUAAGCUGUUCUCUGCGUGUGAUGUACCAGUUUGUUACAGUAUGACAUAAGCUGUGUAAAUUUUGUGAAUGUGUAUAUAAUGAUAUAUUCAUUUUAAAAAAUCAGGCAACUUUAGAAAGUGUCUAAAUUCUAUAAAAAGAUAUCUCUUAAACAGUGAGUGGAUAGAAGUAAAGUUAAAACAUACCUUAUUGAAACAUGUACUUUUACUUUAUUUACAGAUUCGGCCACAGGUCACAAAAUUAAAACCAAGCAGCAGUGUUGAACUAGCUGUACCAGCCGUAUCUAAGUACAUUCACCUCUGGUCGUUCAGCACUGUCAGUAAGCAAACUCUUGGUAAGGCAGAUGGAGGCAUAUUUAUAGUCUGUCUGGGAAGCUGACUGCCAGAUGGGGCAGUUUGUCCUCUUUACCCAGCUGAAAUGUCCCUUGUCCCUUUGUUGCUGCAAACAGGCAUUGAAGCCUAGCAAGUGUUACUUCCCACACAUACUGUCUUCCAGGAUUUCCUGAGAAAUGCUUAUAGCAUAUUUAUUUACUUUAUAUUUGAGAUCUCCACAUGUCUUCGGAUUAGGCUGAAUUUGCCUGUUGGGUCCGGAAUAUACCAUUUUUCCCAGACAUCAGUAUAUGAAGCAGUUCUUCCCCAUGGCUUAAAGUGCCCAUUCCAGUGGAGUAGCUUGGCAGCCUUAACAAACUGGGGUGAAUAUCGUUUUCCAGCACUGGAACCUUACAUUUAGGAAAAAAGAGCCAAAUGACUGUACUAAUCAGACACAAGACUGCAGGAAACUUAAGGGAAACAAUAUAUUCCAUCCCUGAGGGUGGUCCUUUAGACACUUUAUUAGCUUAGGCCCUUGGUUAAUUAUCUACUUACCAAGGUGGCGAACAUUCCACAUAGGGUCGAUGGUGGAGUGCUGUUGAUAAAAUACGAUCAGCAGAGGUGGUGUUGUGAUGCUGCCAGCCAGUGUUCUACUGUACAGCCCUUCUCUUGGUGGGACAGAUAACAAAUGAAAGCUGUUAGUAAAGAAUCCUAAUUCCUGUUAGUGAAGACCACCAGGGUUGAAAUAACAAGAGUUUUCACAGCUAGGCCAGUUACAUACUUACUCUACAUUGAGUUUCAUCCAUUUUUCCAGCUGGCUAGUUAUAUUCUGUCUUUUCCAUUCUGUCAAGUUUGCAACAAAAACUCCAGGGUUAAAUGAGCAGGUGCUGGCUUUCAUGGAAAGCUUACGAAUUCUUUCCUUUUUAUAGUCAAGAUAUCCAAUGUAAUUGUACUAAAAACACAAUUGGGAUAUAUAGUAUGUUUAAUGCUUCAAACAGUAAUUUGAUAACUGUUCUGCUUACUUAUGACUUCUCAGAUUAUUAACAAAGGGCUCUACAUAAAGCAAAUAAAAGUGACACUUGGGAUUGCAAGUUAGACAACAGGAACCUAAACAUUAAGCCAGAUGUUCAAGGAGAAUUAGGGUGUCUAAUCCGUGAACCAAUCUAGGAAAGCAGCCUUGAGUUUUGGGAUGAAAUAAUUGGUGAAUAAAAUGUAGCUAAAGAUUUAGAAUUCCCUGAUUUUGCUGCCUCUCCCCAUUGACAUGAAUUAUAGGGAGUGGAGUGUCUAUUUACAAGGUCUAAUAAGUAAUUUACCUGGUUCCCUGCUCCACGGAUGACAACUUUAGUAGAGGAUGAAUCACAAUCUUCUGAAAAUGCAGCUGCAUGUCCUGGCUUCAGUGGUGUAUUGUACAGGGCAAGAAUAUCACCUGAAACAGAUAAGGUUUAAGAUUUACACUGGAAGUUGCCCCAAGAUUCCCUAUUCCUCCCACUUAGGAUGGCCUUUUAUAGGAUAUCAUAAAUAAGACAACCACUAUCGCCCACGCUGGACAGAGAGCAGCACUGAUGGUGACAUUCUUUAGUACCUUGCACAAUUACAUCAUCGUCCAUAUAUAUGGCCUUCUUUGCGCUGGGGACCAGAAUUGGCAAGUAGAACCUUGCAAAGGUUAACUGGAAAAGGAAAGAGGCAUUGGCACAAGAUUUGUCAGUGGCUGUGCUUUUGUUUAUUAGAAACUCCCAGAAUGCUCUCAGUAUCCAUGCAGGAGAAGACAGCCAAAGGUCUCUGAACUUCCAGGUUUGGUCCCCAGGGAAGUACUAGUACUGUACCCACAGUUACCCAGGUAUUCCAAUCAUUUCAUAAUACUACCAAGUACAAACAAGGAUGCAUGGAACUCACUGGUUUCAUGGAAUCCCCCUGGUCAGGAUCCUCCUUUACUUUCCCUUCCAAAAGUUUAGUGUCAAAAUUCACAAUUUUGUACCUAAUGCUUUUCAGGGUACUGCUGCUGAGCCAGGACCUGAUGAAAAUAAACCACUAAAUAUCAGUUUUAAGUAAUCAUGUCCCAAACCACAGCCAUAUCUCUGCUUUCCAAUAAGACCAUAAUGCAAGAGAAAUCCUGAGGACAAAAUAGGUGUCUUCAAGCCCCUUCACCUCUGAGCAUUGGUUUCCUCAUCUGCAGUGAAUUUACCCACUAAAGACCCUUCCUGAACCAAGAUUCCAUGGUGAUAGUGCACCCAAAGGCUCAUACUUUUGAUCACUCUUCUGACACUAAAACUGCUGUAAAAAAAAUUCAUUAUGGAAUUGAGAAGAUCCUUUCACCACAUGGAUCAUUUAACAUUUGUCCCUCCAAAUACAUCAGUGAAGAAAAUGAGUCAAAAUAUGAUGGUAGUGAAAGCUAAGUUAUCAACAAAGCUGGUAAAUCAGUCUGUUAAUCUACACUCAUUAAUUCACUGUGUUGGCUGAGUGAUUUCUACCUGAGUCUAAGGUACUGCCUGUAAGAAACGUCAGUAUUCCCUAAAGAGGUGUUGCACAUUUUUCCUAGGCCCAUUUCACAUCAGCGUUUUGUGGAUAUAAUGUUAUUUCUAUAGUCUAUUUUAAUGCAAUAUUUCUUUCUACAUUAUUUUAGAUGAUUUCUUGAGUUUUUAAAAUACGGAAAAAUAAUUCUUAACAACUUUGAUGAACAACCAUGGAGAAAGGCACAAGGACAGAUAUGUUUUAGAACUUUGACCACUAUUAACCUGUUAGAUAAAAUGUUUCUUGGAAUAAACUUUGUAAAUCUUAAUUCAAAGCAUCUUUCAAAACAGUUAAGACUAUCCAUCAGAUUGAGUUUCUAUUAAUCACAGGUUACAAUAGUAAGGAUCAUUUGCUGAGCGAUUAUUAUGUCAUAGGUGUUUUCAUAUAUUUUUUCAUUUACUUGACACAACAAUCCUCUAAUCUGGGUAUUUAUACCCCGUACUUACAGAUGAGUAAAUGGGUUCCAAAGAGUUAGGUAAUGUUCCCCACUAUGGGCUAAAAUUUGGAUCAGUGUCUAUGCUCACUUCACCAUACUACCUUGCCAUUGCUCCCAUGUCCCUUCCCACUCUAGACCAGAACUACUCAAGAGCAUGUUCUUGAAAUAAGGAACUCGUAAGAGAAUGUAAAUCAACACCUUACUUCCUUCAUUGAGAAAGUCUUAUUACCAAAAAAAAAAUCCACUUAACUAUGCAUAGUAACGCAGUUGAUUUACAUCUUGGCACAGUUUUCUUACAUGUUUUUGCUAUCAUGGAGACAUGUUUAUGGUACAAUCACAUGGAAGAACAAUGUGCAGUUUACAUGUGGUAUAAUUGUAUAGGAAAAAUGUAAACAUUGAAAAACAUAUUACUGGAUUGGCAGCUGGCCUGCUCUUAGAGCAUCCCCUAGAAGCAGAAUCAUCAGGGAAGCGGAGCUCACCGGAGAUGGUCUCCUGUACCGUUGAGUGUAACAAUGUAGAAAAUCACAUUGGAGCGAGUGUUGUGCUGAAUACUGUUUAUGGCUGCAAUGGCCCCCCCAAGCCUAUCUUCAGAUGCAGCAAUGACCACAGGAAUCUCCUCUUGUCUCCCAUCUACCGCAUGUUGGGGAGCAUUUGGGACAAAGUCUACAGGCUGAAGCCCCACAAUUCCUGAAUCUGCAAAGAACACAAAGAAGGUACUGUGAUACAAACACAAUCUCAAGAGCUUUUGAUACAGAGCCCAAGGCAUGAAAAGAGGUAAGCUGAGAAUUAUGAUACACCUCAUUCUGCCUCAUUGUAAUGUGAAGCAUAUAGCCCAGAAAUUGUGUUUUCCUGUAUGUAACCAGGCCUUUGGAAAAGCAUUUUUAAAAAAACAGGCAGACAAUUCUGAUACAUUACUGGUAGGAAUAUAACAAUCUUUUUAGACCUUAUUUGGGCAAUUUGUAUCAAGAGCCUUAAACAGGUACAUGGCCUUUGACCCAAUAAUUCCCCUUGUGUCUCUUAAGGACAUCUGAGAGGUAACCAAAAGUCACAAUUUUAUUUACAAUUGUGAAAAACCUAGAAACAGACUAAAAAACAGUUGUUUUUCAAACUGUGAAUUGUAUCCCACAAGUAGGCAUGAAAUCAGUAUAAGUGGAUCGCAAUCAGAACAUGAGUAGGAAAACAGUUCCUGAAUUGGAAUAGAACAGUGACUUAGAAAAUAUCAGAAUGCAUCACAUACAGGAAAUGCAAGUAUUGUUUUGUAAACCUUGCUUUUUAUAAUGUUUGUUCAUUUACUCAUUCAUCAUGCAUUGAACACUGAAUGCCUACUAUGUGCCAAGCAAUAUCUAGGCACCAGGGUUACAGCCAUGAAUAAGAUGGUCAAGUCUUUACCAUUGUGUAGGGCAGAUAGACAAUAAAUACAUGUAUGUGUCUGCUGUAUGUAACACAUUCAUUAUUGUGGGGUUGCCAUCAAAAAAAUCUGAAAGUCAUUGUACCAAAAGACUUUUUCCUAUGGCAAAAAGUAAACUAUGUGACAUUAAAUUUACAUAUGAAGAGUU